Chlorella variabilis is the source of this 1094-nucleotide messenger RNA. RefSeq lists its product as hypothetical. The coding region runs from base 32 to 862 and encodes 276 amino acids. Gene Ontology annotation, molecular function: structural constituent of ribosome; RNA binding. The record is from RefSeq and is a predicted model, not a curated record. The transcript has 8 exons. Gene Ontology annotation, biological process: translation. Gene Ontology annotation, cellular component: ribosome; cytosolic small ribosomal subunit. Lineage: Eukaryota; Viridiplantae; Chlorophyta; Trebouxiophyceae; Chlorellales; Chlorellaceae.
GUGCGUGGCACAGGCGGUCAGCAAACACAAAAUGGCUGACGCCCCCGCACCGUCCGGUGAGCGCGGCGGCGAGCGCGGCGGCUUUGGGAGGGGAUUCGGCGGGCGUGGCGACCGCGGGCGCGGCGACCGCGGCCGGGGCGACCGCGGCCGCGGCCGGGGCCGGGGCCGCCGCGACGACGGCGAGGAGAAGUGGGUGCCCACCACCAAGCUGGGCCGCCUGGUGCAGCAGGGCAAGAUCAAGAGCCUGGAGCAGAUCUACCUCUUCUCGCUGGCGGUGAAGGAGUACCAGAUUGUGGACUUCUUCCUGGGGGCCGCACUGAAGGACGAGGUCAUGAAGAUCAUGCCGGUUCAGAAGCAGACGCGCGCCGGCCAGCGUACCCGCUUCAAGGCCUUUGUGUGCGUGGGCGACUCCAACGGCCACGUGGGCCUGGGCGUCAAGUGCGCCAAGGAGGUGGCCACCGCCAUCCGCGGCGGCAUCAUCCUGGCCAAGAUGGCCACCGUGCCCGUGCGCCGCGGCUACUGGGGCAACAAGAUCGGCAAGGUGCACACUGUGCCCACCAAGCUGACCGGAGAGUGCGGCAGCGUGCUGGUGCGCCUCAUCCCCGCCCCUCGCGGUGCGGGCAUCGUGGCGGCGCGCACCCCCAAGAAGGUGCUGCAGAUGGCUGGCAUUGAGGACUGCUACACCUGCUCCCGCGGCUCCACCAAGACCCUGGGCAACUUUGUCAAGGCUACCUUCUAUGCGCUUUCCUCCUCCUACGGUUUCCUCACACCCGAGCUGUGGCGCGAGACGGUGUUCACCAAGAGCCCGCUGCAGGAGUACAGCGACUUCCUGGCCAAGCCCGUGGUCGGCAAGGCCUACUGAGCGGCGCCGCCGCACGCAGCAGCAGCAGCCUGCGCGGCGCGAGCCGCGCCCAGGCGGGGCCGCCGCGCCGCCCCUUGACCUCGGCGCGGCCAAGCGCAGCCCGCUCCCUUUCUCUCGGUGUUAGGAUGGAACUAGCUGGGGCGGCGGCUGGGCAGGGCAGCCGCUGCCACAACUUCAGCAUUGCAGUUGGUUUCCGACUGUAACGCUGCCCCAGUGCGAGAGACAGUGCAAG